Molecule: messenger RNA, 809 nt
Organism: Mycotypha africana
Lineage: Eukaryota; Fungi; Mucoromycota; Mucoromycetes; Mucorales; Mycotyphaceae
Exons: 5
Coding region: 23-424 (133 amino acids)
Source: RefSeq, a predicted model, not a curated record
UUAUAACGCAAGCGAAUACAUCAUGGGCAGACUUCGUCGUAAGAGAACACAUCACGGCAUUAGAGAUAAUUAUCGUAAACAGCGUACAAGAGCCUAUACAAGAGAUCUUGAUCAGAUCCAUGACGAUUUAAAACCAGAGAACGUCGAAAAGAUAAAACAUAAAGAAAUUGAUACAGAUCUACCGGGUUUAGGUCAGCAUUAUUGUGUGGAGUGUGCCCGACAUUUUAUUACAGAUGACCAUUAUAAAGAACAUUUAAAGAGUAAACUACAUAAAAGAAGACUCAAGAAGCUACAGGAAGAGCCUUAUACACAAGAAGAGGCGGAUAGAGCAGCAGGCUUAGGACCAACAGACAAUGGAAAGAAAGGAGGCAGAACGACGACGAUAGCAUCAGCAGCCCUUGAUAUUGAAAUGGAAGAUCUUUAAUGUGGUUUUUACCCUCCCCUUUUUCCAACCCAUGCGACCCGUGCAAAAGAAACAUGUUAGAUAACCUUGUAUUAUAGUUUUUUCAGCGAAAUUCUUGAUUAAAAAUAGCGGCAUUUUCAUAUGUUUGACCAUUGUAGACCCCAUCUUUUGUUCUUUGUAUACUGUCGCAUCAUUUUGGAAAAUAUGGAUAACACAUAGACCUUGGAAUACCAUUCACCCGUUUUAGCCACCAACUAAACCUCAAUCAAUCCCACAUCAUUUUUAUCUCUCCAAUCAUGCGUUGGUCUAUUUUUUUCAAACUAUGGCGGCAUUUUAAACUACCGCCAUCCUAUCUUUUUGAAGAAAGGAUUUAUAAUUUUUAGUAUAGACUCGUUACCAACACUUG